UAAAAUAAAAGAAACUCAGCCCUCUUGAGUCUUGACUCUUGUCUCUUGCCUCAGCCUUAAGCAGCCGAACUCUCUUUUUUACCCAUUUCCGGUCCAUUUAUCAGCUGAGAAAGCUUUCGCAUUUAUCUUUCUGCUUCUUUGUAUUGUAAUGAUGAAUAGUAAAGAAAAUGAAACUUUAGUUGCUAGUUCAUUUGGAAAGCUGCCCGAUCACCUUCUGAUAGAAAUUUUCAUUAGAAUUCCUGUCCCUGAGUGGUCGCAAGUAUCUUGUGUUAAAAAACAGUGGGCAACUUUGUUUCGUGAAGAAUGCUUGUGGCAAGCCGCUCUAGACAGGACCUAUCCUUCAGCUAGCCGUGCUAAAAGGUGGCCUGGACCUAUUCCCCGAGGGUUAAGCCGGAGGAGAUAUGAAGCUCUAUAUGUUAGUAGACACAUCUUUGCUAUUGAUGGUGAACUUGAUGAGAUUGUGGGACAUGCUUAUUUGUUCUUAAAAGAGCAGCUCCAACGUUCAACUGUUCUGCCUCCUUCUGGGAUACUUCACGGAACCCUAAUUGAUCAGUUUAUUGCCUGUGGAAAAACAAGAGACGUGGCUCAUGAGCUUGCUUCCCAGAUCUGGCUGGCUGUUCUCGACAAUUUAGAGGAAAACGAGCACACAUUUUUGAUACUCAAACGUCUGGCACAAGAGGGAGACGUUUUCCUUCCAUAUCCAUAUACAAGAUCAAUCAAAGUCCAAUGGAGGGUGUUUGAAAAGCUCCUGACGGAUUUCCGCGACUGCUUCAGUCAUGUAGAUUACUACGACGUGUUGGCUUGUGCAAAAAGCAAGUUUCAGCCAAUACCAUCAGCCUGGUUGGGUUUCUAAUUUCCAUCUCAAAUGUAUUGUUAAAGUGUAAAUAUACGUAUGUGAAUGCCUCAAACAAAGUUUGCUGAGUGUGAAAAAGGAAGAAGCUUUAGAAUCCUCAUACCAGCAAUUCCUUUAUGAGGUGUUAGGAAAAAAGGGAAAAACACUGUAUAUUUGAACUGUUGAUAAUUGUAUGAUUUUAAAGACAUUGUACAAACUGUUUAUCAAAAACCACACAAGGUUUAUUAUAUUAUGAAGAUGUGAAAAUUCAA
Messenger RNA from Morus notabilis, 1104 nucleotides. RefSeq lists its product as uncharacterized. Lineage: Eukaryota; Viridiplantae; Streptophyta; Magnoliopsida; Rosales; Moraceae. The transcript is spliced from 5 exons. The record is from RefSeq and is a predicted model, not a curated record. Gene Ontology annotation, molecular function: protein binding. The coding region runs from base 149 to 853 and encodes 234 amino acids.